Theobroma cacao (cacao) is the source of this 1077-nucleotide messenger RNA. The record is from RefSeq and is a predicted model, not a curated record. Lineage: Eukaryota; Viridiplantae; Streptophyta; Magnoliopsida; Malvales; Malvaceae.
AUGGAUCUAAGCAUGAAUAGUUUUCAUGGUAAAAUACCUGGAAAUUUUCAUAAAGGUUGUUCAUUGAGAAGUUUUUCCGUCAAUCACAAUCAGCUAGAAGGGUCACUACCACGCUCUUUGAUUAAUUGCUCGGAAUUGGAAAUUUUAAAUGUAGGGGACAACAACUUAAACGACACCUUUCCGAAUUGGUUAAGAAAUUUGAAGCUACAAGUUCUUAUCUUGCGGAAUAACCGAUUCUAUGGUCACAUUGGCAGCUCUGAAGGUAGAUUUUCCUUCUCUUGUUUGCGAAUCAUUGAUCUCUCUCACAAUGACUUCAAUGGUCACUUGCCAAUGAAAUUUUUUGAAAAUCUGCAUGCUAUGAGAAGUGGAAGUGAAAGCAAAAGUGACUCAAAGUACAUGACAUAUGCUCUGUCUAAUCCAGAUGGUUUAUUUUAUCAACCUUUAUAUAUUACAACAAAAGGGUUGGAGAUACACCUUGAGAGAGUCUUAACCAUUUUGACCAUUAUUGAUUUUUCAAAUAAUCAAUUUAAUGGACAGAUACCUAUAAUACUUGGAGAACUUCAUUCACUUAUAGUCCUCAAUCUUUCUUACAAUAGUUUAACGGGUCCUAUCCCUUCAGUGUUAGGGAACUUGUCAAUACUUGAAUCAUUAGAUCUCUCAUCGAACAAGCUUGAAGGAAAAAUUCCAGCACAAUUAGUCAACCUUAUAUUCUUAGCGGUCUUAAAUCUUUCUUGGAAUAAUCUCAUGGGACUCAUUCCUCAAGGCAAACAAUUUGAUACUUUCACAAAUGAUUCCUACAUUGGAAACUCGGGUUUAUGUGGACUUCCUUUAUCAAAAAACUGUAAUGAUGAGCAGAAUUUGGAACCACAACCAACAAAAUUUGAUGAAGAUGGUGAUGCUGUGGAUUGGAAAUUUUCUAUAUUGAUGGGGUACGGAUGUGGGCUGGUUUUUGGAAUAAGCAUGGGAUACAUUGUGUUCACAACUGGAAAACCAUGGUGGUUGGUUAAGAUCAUUGAGAGAGGUCAACAAAAAUAUGUUAUCAAAGGGAAAAUCCGCAGAAGUGGAGGAAGAAAAUAA